AUGACCGCUUGUGGCUUCACCGUGGUGCCACGAAGCGUUGAGGAGUGGGGGGUUGCACCUGCCAGUGGGGAAUGGCCAGCAUAUGGCUUCAAGCAUCCGGAGCUCGUUUGCAAGAAUCGAUCGGGUGGACCAACAGUCGUGCAUCGUCUCCGCAGCGUUGCGCAGUUUCCCCCGUUCCUCACACUCUGUCUGGGCGCUUGCUGGGGUUGUACGAUAGAAAAGACCGAGGACUGCAGCGUCGAUUGGGUCAAGGGCCGAGUGGGUGGUGGGCUCCUACCACCUCGAGCCAAGGCACAAAAGCGCCAUCUGCCGGGUCAAGAGGGCUCCGCAGCAGAGGCCGUCGUUCCUGACAGCUCCGAUAACGAUGGUCCUCGAGUCGGACCUGCAGAUCACACGGAUGUUGUCCCCGAGACGCCUCGUAAGAAACAGAAAGGCGAGGAUACUACUCAGAAUGACCAUCGCGAAGGACGUCAAGACAAUCGAUCUCGCCCAAGGCCUAGUAUGACCCUCGGUAUGUCAAUUGUUGCCUCAAUCAAUAUUUAUCCCCGGGCACUCGACCCUCGCGCUCAUUCUCUUCCCAAGGCUGACACGUUACGUCAGAGCAAGUGGAGCCACGCACACUUUUGUCAAAUUUCAUCAAUGGCAUGA
This is a messenger RNA of Kockovaella imperatae, 648 nucleotides long. RefSeq lists its product as hypothetical. Bases 1 to 648 code for a protein of 215 amino acids. Lineage: Eukaryota; Fungi; Basidiomycota; Tremellomycetes; Tremellales; Cuniculitremaceae. The transcript has 4 exons. The record is from RefSeq and is a predicted model, not a curated record.